Molecule: messenger RNA, 1150 nt
Organism: Saimiri boliviensis boliviensis (Bolivian squirrel monkey)
Lineage: Eukaryota; Metazoa; Chordata; Mammalia; Primates; Cebidae
Gene: SYNJ2BP
Product: synaptojanin 2 binding protein
Biological process (GO): establishment or maintenance of epithelial cell apical/basal polarity; receptor clustering; embryo development
Cellular component (GO): basolateral plasma membrane; cell junction
Molecular function (GO): protein kinase binding
Source: RefSeq, a predicted model, not a curated record
CUUCCUUUUCCGGGUCUCGAGGCUGCUGAAACCGAAAGUGCUGUGCUGUGGGCGCAGCGCUGAGAUUGAUUCACCUUCACCUGCAGAACUCCAGCUGACCCAAGUAGGAAGCCAGGCGAGCUGUAAAACAUGAACGGAAGAGUGGAUUAUUUGGUCACUGAGGAAGAAAUCAAUCUUACCAGAGGACCCUCAGGGCUGGGCUUCAACAUCGUCGGUGGGACAGAUCAGCAGUAUGUCUCCAACGACAGUGGCAUCUACGUCAGCCGCAUCAAAGAAAAUGGGGCUGCGGCCCUGGAUGGGCGGCUCCAGGAGGGUGAUAAGAUCCUUUCGGUAAAUGGCCAAGACCUAAAGAACCUGCUGCACCAAGAUGCUGUCGACCUCUUUCGUAAUGCAGGCUAUGCUGUGUGUCUGAGAGUGCAGCACAGGUUACAGGUGCAGAAUGGACCUAUAGGACAUCGAGGUGAAGGGGACCCAAGUGGUAUUCCCGUAUUUAUGGUGCUGGUGCCACUCUUUGCCCUCACUGUGGUAGCAGCAUGGGCUUUCAUGAAAUACCGGCAACAACUUUGAAAAACUUGUUCUCUUUCAGUGCUCCCAAUGAAGAUACAUUUCACUCACCCUCCACCCCUGCUAUGCUGCCAUGUCUUUCCCUCUGUGUAGCCAACACAUGAUUUGAAGUGACUGAUACCCAGCCCAAACCUUGAUGUUCAGAAUUCCAAUUCUUCGUAUUCUAAUGGGAAAGUAAAGGUAUUGUUUGAAGGAAAACUGAAGAAAAGACUUGCUUAGAACAAAGGAGGAGUUAUGUAUUUUACUAGGACUUUCAAUAGAAAUUCAGCUAUAACCCAAAGAGAGAAAGAUUCAGUCUUCCUGUCACCAUAGGUGAUACCUCUUUUCUUAGCUGGCAUCCCAUAAAGGCCAGCUAUGCGAUAUUAGAGGAAGAAAGGAUUUUUCUUUUUAAUGAUCUUCCUUGGGAAAUUAUUGUGGCCUUUAUUUAAUUUCUAACUACAUACCUGGGUGCCUAUAUCAGACAAAGGAGAGUGAAAGAGCAUUUUUACUUUUUUUAAAAAGCAAAUACAUAUAUACACAUACGUAUGCAAAUAUUAUAGUAUAAUAUUGAUACCAAUGGAGAACUAAAGAGCUCAUGAGAAAGCUA